UUUGGCGAUCAUUUGCCUUUAUUGGACUGCAUAUCAGAAUCACCCUGCCUUCUAAAUCUUGUAAUAACUUUUCUGCAUGCCCCGAUCAAAUGGACAGACACUCCUAGGACAUCUCUCUCGGGAGCACAAGUGACCACCCACCAGAAUCGAAAUGGAAAAUCUCGAAAGCGAAAAGACGUUGACGAGCUCGGCUGAAGCUACUCCACAGAUUCAACUGACCGAAAAGACCCAUCAAUGGGACCCCAAUCUGCGACAGGAUAAAGUGGAUGAGCUCAUUGCUGCGACGCACGAUGGUGACCCAGAAGCCGUCAAGAGGGCGCAAGCUGACUUUAUCGAGGACUCUCCUUACGAAGAAGUAAGAGCUGCUGUAAAAAACAUCGACGACGGCGAGCCCGCCAACACGAUACGAGCAUGGGUCCUCGGCUUGACUUUCGUGACACUCGCUGCAGGCGUCAACAUGUUUCUGUCAAUGCGCAGCCCUGCCAUUAAUUUUCCCGAUAUUGUAGUGCUCUUGCUGGUUUAUCCGAGCGGCAUCUUGUGGGCGAAGGUGAUGCCGACAAGAAAGUUCAACACUUUUGGGGUUUCUUGGACCUUCAAUACCGGCCCGUUCAAUAUCAAAGAGCAUUCAGUCAUAACGGUGAUGGCGGGGAUAUCUAUCUAUUACGCCUACUCGACCAACACAUUAUUGGCGUUACUCGGUAAACCGUUCUACGAUCAGUCCAUGUCAUGGGGGUUCCAACUGCUCUUCACAAUCAGUAGCCAAAUCAUUGGUAUUGCAAUGGCAGGACUAUUCCGUCGAUUCUUGGUAUACCCUGCGUCGAUGAUUUGGGGUAUCAAGUUCUCAAACGCCGCUUUGUUAUAUGCGCUUCACGACCGCAGUCCGGACGCGCUGUUUGCCAAUGGCUGGAAAGUCUCGCGCACCCGCUAUUUCUGCUAUGUUUUGGUGGGAAUGUUCUGCUAUUAUUGGUUUCCGGGAGUAAUUUGGCAGGGACUGAGUGUAUUCGCUUUUGCCACGUGGAUCAAGCCGGAAGAUGUGGUCGUAAACCAAUUGUUCGGUGGCUUCACGGGGCUCUCGCUUCUCCCAAUCACUUUCGACUGGACCUACGUGACCAGCUAUCUCCAGGAUCCGUUACUCGCUCCAGCGCAUGCGCACUUCAACACACUGAUUGGCUUGGCUAUAUUCGUGGUCAUUACGACUAUAGGUGUGUCCUUUACGAAUACUUGGUACGGCGACUACCUCCCGAUCAACACGUCUUCAACGUUCGACAAUACCCAGGCUGUAUACAACGUCACGCGUAUCCUAGGCCCAAACUUCACGUUUGAUGUUGCUAAAUACAAGGAAUACUCGCCGUUAUUCCUCGCUCCGACACUGGCACUGAAUUAUGGCCUCAGUUUUGCGGCUCUUACCGCGGCCUUGGUUCAUGUUUUCAUCUACCACCGAAAGGAAAUAUGGUACAGAUUCAAAGCCGCUCAGAACCAGGAACCGGAUAUUCACAUGAAACUCAUAUCCAAGUACAGCCAUUGCCCAGACUGGUGGUACGGUGUUCUGCUUGUAGGCUCGACGGCAUUGGGACUUGCUACGGCAUUGGGAUAUGAAUCUCAGUUGCCAUGGUGGGGAUAUUUCGUGUCGCUGAUCAUUGCCAUGGUGUUCAUUGUGCCAACCAGUAUGAUUUAUGGGAUCACCAAUAUACAGCUGUCGCUCAAUGUUCUAGCACCGUUUCUCGGAGCCUACAUGAUUCCUGGAAAACCCGUCGGCAAUAUGAUCUUCAAAGUCUACAGUACCAUCAUCCUUGGACAAGCGCAACUGUUCUCCGCCGACCUUAAGCUGGCCCACUACAUGAAGGUACCACCGAAAAUCGCCUUCAUCGCGCAAUUAGUGGCGGCAGUCUGGGCCAGCAUCGUGCAAAUCGCCGUGAUGAAUUGGACGCUCGGAAACAUCCCCGAUGUCUGCACAAUCUUGCAGAAAGACCACUUCACGUGCCCUAACGGCCGAGCGUUCUUCUCCAGCAGUAUCGUAUGGGGAGUCAUCGGUCCACAGAGAAUGUUUGGGCCUGGCUCUACCUAUUCGGCGAUUCAUUAUUACUGGUUGAUCGGCGCGGCGCUGCCAGUCAUCUUCUAUUUCUUGAUGCGCGCGGCUCCCAAAUCCCCACUGCGAUAUCUGAAUGCGCCGGUUAUGCUGGGCGCCAUGGGUUGGCUUCCGCCAGCAUCGCCGUUGAGUUUUGCUUCAUGGGCUCUGUUCGGCUUGGUCUUCAACUUGUGGAUCAAGCGGCGUUGGCCGGGAUGGUGGCACAAGUACAAUUAUCUGACCGCAGCGGGGUUGGACUCCGGACUUGUCAUCUCGACGAUAGUUGUUUUCUUUGCUAUCACGUUCAAGCAGUAUCCAGUACCAGAUUGGUGGAUGAACGUGAAACCAUUUGAGACCAUGGACUAUCUGAACACCGCUAUUCGCAAGACGGUGGCCGAGGGCGACACGUUUGGACCAAAGACUUGGUGA
Messenger RNA from Periconia digitata, 2494 nucleotides. Lineage: Eukaryota; Fungi; Ascomycota; Dothideomycetes; Pleosporales; Periconiaceae. The record is from the annotation of a GenBank genome assembly.